AUGCCAUUUCUGCAAGAUUACGUAUAUCCAGUUGAAGACUUACAACCUUUGCACGAUUUACUAAAAGAGUGGAAUUUGGAAUGUACUUAUCAAACUUUACUUGAUGAACUAAUUGACUUGAAAAUUUUGGCAAUUAUGAAAGUUGACUAUCACACUAAUGAACUUUUGAAAAAUUACCCACUUGGCAUUAAAAUAUUAUUUUCUAAUAACUUAGAAAAGUGGCAAAAUUCAAAAAAAUCAUCUUCUAUGACAUCACUGCUUCCAACUACUUUGGACAAAAAACUUUCUCAAGAAAAACUUUCUUCAGCCAUAUCUAUAAAUCUUGGAGAAAUUUUAAAUGAGUGCUCAACUGGAUUAAUGAUCAAUGACUAUUAUAAGACAAAUCACAAAUUUAAUGACAAUAUAAGAACAUUGUUGGUCGAUACUAUUAUCAAUUAUGUCAUAACUAAGAAAAUAUCCAUGUCUGUUGCCCUCGCUAAUAGUAUUGCUGAUCAAAUUGCUGAUAUAUUUCCAACAGAAGUAAAAGAUUCAUAUUUUUUAAAAUAUGAUACAAACAAAAAUCCAAAGGGUAAGCUGUAUGCUAAAUAUUACAACUCUAUGCGAACUUUGAAAAACAGUGGUCUAAUACCCUCUAGCAAUCAUACAAAACGACCAACCAAUCCAAUUAAUCGCAAACACGAUUUACAUUUUGAACCAGAAAAUGAUGUACAGUAUAUUCUUGAACAAAUUAAACACGAUAAUAAUUGUUCUUUCCCUGACUUAGAAUAUAACUGGAAAGCAACAACACAGUUCCGUUUAAAAAACUUCAACCUCUACUCAUGA
Messenger RNA from Macrosiphum euphorbiae (potato aphid), 822 nucleotides. The record is from the annotation of a GenBank genome assembly. NCBI's taxonomy places the organism in Eukaryota, Metazoa, Arthropoda, Insecta, Hemiptera, Aphididae.